Chironomus riparius is the source of this 4137-nucleotide messenger RNA. Lineage: Eukaryota; Metazoa; Arthropoda; Insecta; Diptera; Chironomidae. The record is from the annotation of a GenBank genome assembly.
AUGAUCGGAUCUUUAGCCAAUUAUUCUAAUACAAUACCAAGCGCACCUGCAGAAGGUGAUGCAAAAGCUGCCCCACCUUCAGCCCGAAUGGGCACACUUAUUGGCGUGUUCUUGCCAUGCAUUCAGAAUAUUUUCGGUGUGAUAUUGUUCAUUCGUUUAACAUGGGUCGUAGGAACUGCUGGCGCCAUUUGUGGUUUCUGCAUAGUCUUGACAUGCUGUUGUGUGACGAUGCUUACGGCUAUUUCGAUGUCAGCAAUUGCUACAAAUGGAGUAGUGCCGGCGGGUGGAAGUUAUUUCAUGAUAUCAAGAUCUCUCGGUCCUGAAUUUGGUGGCGCUGUGGGAAUGUUAUUUUACACAGGAACAACCCUUGCCGCAGCUAUGUAUAUUGUCGGUGCUGUUGAAAUUGUCCUGACUUACAUGGCUCCAUGGCUAUCCAUUUUCGGCGAUUUUACAAAAGAUCCGGAAAUAAUGUACAACAAUUUCCGAGUCUAUGGAACGGGUCUUCUGCUACUGAUGGGCUGCAUCGUGUAUCUUGGUGUGAAUUUUGUCAAUAAAUUUGCAACAGUGGCACUUCUUUGCGUCAUAUUUUCCAUUGUUGCUGUUUACACCGGAAUAUUUACUAACAUUCAUGGAAAUGAUCGUUUAAACAUGUGCGUUCUAGGAAGACGAUUGCUCAAAGACAUCCAAAUCGAUAAUUGUACAAAGGAAAUUGACGGAAUUUUAUGGAAGGAGUUUUGCGUAUUGCAGAAUAAUACAAAAGAUCGUGACUUCCUGAGAAAUCCAGAUGCUUAUCGCUUAAAGGAGGAUAAUUGGAAUUGUGAUUCGUAUUUCCAAGGCAACAAUAUUUCAAUCGUACAAGGAAUUAAAGGAUUGUCGAGUGGUGUCUUCUUUGACAACUUAAUGCCAUCAUUUUUAGAUUAUGGUCAAUACAUUGGAUAUGGUGGACAAAAAAAUCCUGAAGAUUAUGAGCCCAUGGGAGGUAAAACAUAUAACCAAGUCGUUGCUGACAUCACAACAACAUUUACGAUUUUAAUUGGCAUCUUCUUCCCAUCCGUAACGGGUAUUAUGGCUGGUUCAAAUCGUUCUGGAGAUUUAGCUGAUGCCCAAAAGAGCAUUCCAAUCGGUACAAUCGGAGCUAUUCUUACAACAAGCACAGUCUAUUUAUCAUGUGUAAUGUUCUUCGCCGGAACUGUAGAUAACUUGCUAUUGCGUGACAAAUUUGGUCAAUCAAUUGGUGGCAAGCUAGUUGUGGCAAAUAUCGCAUGGCCUAAUGAGUGGGUUAUUCUAAUCGGAUCCUUCCUAUCAACACUUGGCGCUGGUCUUCAAAGUUUAACAGGUGCUCCACGUCUAUUACAGGCAAUUGCCAAGGACGGAAUUAUUCCAUUUAUUCAACCAUUUGCUGUAUCAUCAAGUCGUGGCGAGCCGACUCGUGCCCUUAUUUUAACCAUAUGUAUUUGUCAAUGUGGUAUUUUACUUGGAAACGUUGAUUUAUUGGCACCAUUGUUAUCCAUGUUCUUCCUUAUGUGCUACGGAUUCGUUAAUUUGGCAUGUGCCGUACAAACGCUUUUACGAACACCAAACUGGCGUCCACGCUUUAAAUUCUAUCAUUGGAUUCUUUCAUUCAUCGGAUUAACGUUAUGCCUCUGUAUUAUGCUCAUGACAUCGGUCUUAUUUGCUGCCAUUGCAAUGGGAAUGGCUGUCGUUAUGUACAAGUACAUCGAAUAUUGCGGAGCUGAAAAGGAGUGGGGUGAUGGAAUUCGAGGUUUGGCACUCUCUGCUGCUCGUUACUCAUUACUACGCUUGGAGGAAGGUCAACCGCACACCAAGAACUGGCGACCACAAUUGCUUGUUCUCGUCAAGCUCAACGACGAAUUAAUGCCAAAAUACCGUAAAAUAUUCGCAUUUGUGUCACAAUUGAAAGCUGGCAAGGGUUUGACUGUAUGUAUGUCGGUCAUUCCCGGGGAUUAUGUCAAACGACAUCACGCUGCACUUACUGCCAAACAAAAUCUCCGUAAAUACAUGAGUGAUGAACGUGUCAAAGGAUUUGUUAACGUUUGUGUUACGAAAAAUGUUGCUGAUGGAUUAUCGAAUAUUGUUCAAACAACUGGCUUGGGUGGCAUGAAACCAAAUACAGUGAUUCUUGGUUGGCCAUAUGGCUGGAGACAGGAUGAGGAUAAACGAUCAUGGCAAGCAUUCCUCCAAACCGUACGAACAAUUAGCUCUGCACGUAUGGCUUUAUUAGUGCCAAAAGGUAUCAACUUCUUCCCCGAUACAGCAUCGAAAAUUGGCGGCAAUAUUGAUGUUUGGUGGGUUGUUCAUGAUGGUGGAUUACUCAUGUUAUUGCCAUUCUUGCUCAAGCAACACCGUACAUGGAAGAACUGCAAAAUGAGGAUCUUUACGAUUGCACAAAUGGAAGAUAAUUCGAUUCAAAUUAAGAAGGAUUUAAAGAUUUUCUUGUACCAUUUGAGAAUUGAAGCAGAAGUGGAGGUUGUAGAAAUGAUGGAUAAUGACAUAUCAGCAUACACUUAUGAAAGAACAUUAAUGAUGGAACAGCGCAACCAGAUGCUUCGUGAACUUCGUCUCAACAAGAAGGAGUCUAUGGGAGUGGUACAAGCAAUCGUCGACCAUCAUCAUCCGGGACAUGAAGGAACACGAACCACAAUUAGUAAAGUGAGAUUUGUUGAUACAUCAUCAAAGACAGAUAUAAGUGAUAAAGUGCUAGAUGAGUCAACUGAGAUGGAAUUCGAGAAGGACAAAGAUACAAAAGAGAUGGAUAAUGAUGAUGAUGACAAAGCCAAAAGUUCAGAAGACGUGUCAAUCAAAGAUUCUGCUAGUCCAGAAAAACUUCCACUUAGUGAUGACGAUGAUGAUGACGACGAUAAGAAUUCAGAUAGUAAAUCAUCAUCAGCUCCAAAUACUGAUGACAAAAAGAAAAAGCCUCCAUACGAUCCAAAAUUGUUUAGAGAUGAGGGCAAUGUGCGACGUAUGCAUACAGCUGUGAAACUUAAUGAAGUGAUUGUUAACAAAUCCCAUGACGCUCAAUUAGUAAUUCUCAACCUGCCUGGUCCACCGAAAGACACAUCGCUGGAACGAGAAUGCAAUUACAUGGAAUUUUUAGAAGUAUUAACUGAAGGCUUAGAACGUGUUUUGAUGGUGCGAGGUGGUGGUCGUGAAGUCAUAACCAUUUACUCUUAAGUUAUUUAAAUAAUUAAAUUUUGAAGUUAUUUAACUGAUGAUGAUAUUUAAAGAAACUUAAUUAAUUAAUGAUGAAAAAAAAUCCCAUUUAGGAUAAAUGAAUGAAAAUUUAUGAUGAAAUUAUAACACAACACAUACAUGGUAGUUAAUUAGAUGAACUCAGUAUUACCAAGGUGAAAAAUGAAGGAUUUAGGAAUUUUCAAAAAAAAAGUCAUAAACUUAAUAUUUAAUAAAUCAAAAAAAAAAUGGAGGGAAAAAGCUUCAAUUGGGGUGAAUUUUCUCGAUGCUGCUUCUAAUCCUAUUUACUGGAGGGCUUAUUAAAUUAAAAAAAAAAAGUUCAUGAAUCGUUGCAAGAUGAUGAAAAUUUGAUGAGAUUUUCAAGCUUGUUUAAUUAAAUUCUUGAUCAUUCUUUAAUCCAUUUCUUAUGGAUAUUGAAAGUCUAUCUGAAUGAUAUAAGAAUUUAAUUUACCAGGUCGAAUGUCUGAUGAUGUCAAGAUAGUCAUGUGAGGUAGUAGAUAUUGGGUGAAUUACAAGUUCUCCGGGAGCUGUAGAUUUGAAAUCUUAUGAAUUUGAACAAAUUUUGGCGGGAAAAUUGUGAUUUCUUAAUUCUUAGCAUUCUGCUAAGAUAAUAGCUUCCUUCAAAUGUGUGCUGAUUGGGUUUAUUGAAUCAAUUCUUUUAUUUCCUUUCAUAGCUUUCUUGACAGUCAUAAUUGAAUAUAGAACAAGCAAGCCUUCAUCAAAUUCAUAAAGUAUUAAGUGAACUUUGAUAAUUGUGUUAAGGAACAAAGUCACUAUCCUCCAGAGCAUGCAUAAAAAAGCACAAAAAUCAAAUAACAGUUGCUUGAUGACUUCGAAAAAUAUAAAAUUUAAUUAGAGACUGUCAUUUAAUUUAAGUGAUAAUUGAGAAGCACCAUCGAGAAAUCCAACUCGGAUGGACGGAUG